This is a messenger RNA of Microthlaspi erraticum, 2745 nucleotides long. Lineage: Eukaryota; Viridiplantae; Streptophyta; Magnoliopsida; Brassicales; Brassicaceae. The record is from the annotation of a GenBank genome assembly.
AUGGGUUCGUUAAGAUUGUCCAUUCCCUUGGACCCAUUCGACUCAAAAAGGUUUCAUUUUUCCGCGAACCCAUUUCAGUUUCCUGAUCAAUUUCCAAUCUUUUCAGUUCCCAGUAGCAUCUCCGCCACUAGAAAAUUCAAAAUCGGUUCUCCGAUUAGUGUUGAUAAAGUCCGAGUCGCUCGUCUCGAGACCGAAGCAAACGAGACCGAGAAUGCGAUCGAUUCUUCUACCCAAAAUGAUUCUGCAAGUGAAGCUACUGUUGAGAGCAGCUCGAGUUCUAAAUUGAAAGGUAGUAACAACGUCGCGAGCGGUAACAAGAGAGGGAUAACGAAAGAUGUAGCUCGAAAGUUCAGUUUCAGAAGAGAAAGCAUCGAGCUUGAGGGUUUGUUUGUGAACAAUGGAGAAAUGGAUGUGAACUAUUCCGCAAUCAAGCCCGGUUUGAGUUUAGAGCAUUACAACGGUAUACUGAAACGCCUUGAGAGUUGCAGUGACACUAACGCCGUCAAGUUCUUCGAUUGGAUGAGAUGCAAAGGCAAAUUGGAAGGCAACUUCGGAGCUUACAGUUUGAUUCUCAGAGUUUUCUCAAGGAGAGAGGAAUGGGACCGAGCCGAGGAUCUCAUCAGGGAGCUGUGUGGAUUCCAUGGCUUUGAGCAGAGUUUUCAGGUCUUCAACACGGUUAUAUACGCAUGUUCUAAGAAAGGGAAUGUUAAAUUAGGCUCGAAAUGGUUUCAGAUGAUGUUGGAGUUUGGUGUUAGACCAAACGUGGCUACAAUAGGUAUGCUCAUGAGUCUUUAUCAGAAGAACUGGAACGCUGAUGAAGCGGAGUUCGCGUUUUCUCAUAUGAGAAAGCUCGGGAUUGUGUGUGAGUCUGCUUACUCUGCGAUGAUAACGAUUUACACGCGUUUGAGAUUGUAUGUUAAAGCAGAGGAAGUGAUUCAUUUGAUGAAAGAAGAUGGAGUGAAGCUGAGACUAGAGAACUGGUUAGUGAUGCUUAAUGCUUAUAGUCAGCAAGGGAAGAUGGAGCAAGCUGAAUCUGUAUUGGUCUCUAUGGAAGCAGCUGGAUUUGCUCCGAGUGUGAUUGCGUACAAUACUCUAAUCACUGGUUAUGGUAAGGUUUCUAAAAUGGAGGCAGCACAGAGCUUUUUCCACCGUCUGUUUGAUAUUGGACUGGAGCCAGAUGAGACAACGUACAGGUCCAUGGUUGAAGGAUGGGGCCGUAAUGACAGUUACGAAGAGGCAAAGUUUUACUAUCAAGAGCUGAAGCGGUUGGGAUAUAAACCUAAUUCAUCAAAUCUUUUCACUUUGAUCAACUUGCAGGCUAAAUAUGGAGAUAAUGAUGGUGCUGUUAAGACUAUUGAAGAUAUGGUGAGUGUUGGAUGUCAAUAUUCGUCGAUCCUUGGCAUUGUUCUUCAGGCUUAUGAGAAGGUUGGGAAGAUUGAUGUAGUGCCUUAUGUUCUCAGAGGCUCUUUUCAUAACCAUAUCCGUUUAAACCAGACUUCUUUCUCUAUUUUGGUGAUGGCUUAUAUCAAGCAUGGUAUGGUUGAUGAUUGCUUGGCUUUGCUGCGAGAGAAGAAGUGGAGAGACUCAGCGUUUGAGUCACACUUGUAUCAUCUGUUGAUUUGCUCUUGCAAAGAAUCUGGUCGAGUUAAUGAUGCUGUGAAGAUAUACAACCAUAGAUUGGAGUCUGAUGAAGAGGUAAGUCUGCACAUUACAUCCACAAUGAUUGACAUUUACACUGUGAUGGGCGAGUUUGGUGAAGCGGAGAAGCUUUAUUUGAAGCUGAAAUCUUCUGGAGUUGUGUUGGAUAGGAUUGGAUUCAGUAUUGUGGUGCGGAUGUACAUGAAAGCUGGAUCUUUGGAGGAAGUAUGCUCUGUUCUGGAGAUCAUGGAUGAGCAGGAAGACAUUGUUCCGGAUGUGUUCUUGUUCCGCGAUAUGCUUCGGAUAUAUCAGAAGUGUGGUCUUCAGGACAAACUCCAGCAGUUGUACUACAGGAUUCGGAAGAGUGGGAUCCAUUGGGAUCAAGAGAUGUACAAUUGUGUUAUAAACUGUUGUGCACGUGCUCUUCCGCUUGAUGAACUCUCAAGAACCUUUGAGGAGAUGAUUCGAUAUGGAUUCACUCCUAACACAGUCACGUUUAAUGUGCUUCUUGAUGUAUAUGGUAAAGCCAAGCUCUUCAAAAAGGUCAACGAGGUUUUCUUGCUGGCGAGAAGACACGGAGUUGUGGAUGUGAUAUCUUACAACACCAUCAUAGCCGCAUAUGGACACAACAAGGACUUCACAAACAUGUCGUCGGCGAUCAGGAACAUGCAGUUCGACGGGUUUUCUGUGUCUGUUGAAGCUUAUAACUCGAUGCUGGAUGCGUACGGGAAAGAUAAACAGAUGGAGAAGUUCAGAAGCAUUUUGAAGAGGAUGAAGAAGUCUAGUUGUGAGACGGAUCGUUAUACAUACAACAUCAUGAUUAAUAUCUAUGGAGAGCAAGGAUGGAUCGAUGAAGUCACGGAUGUGCUGAGAGAGUUGAAAGAAUCUGGACUUGGUCCUGACUUGUGUAGCUACAACACGCUGAUAAAGGCGUAUGGUAUUGGGGGUAUGGUUGAAGAAGCUGUUGGGUUGGUGAAAGAGAUGAGGGCAAGAGGGAUAACACCUGAUAAAGUGACUUACACCAAUUUGGUCACAGCUUUGCGGAGGAACGAUGAGUUUCUUGAGGCUAUUAAGUGGUCUUUGUGGAUGAAGCAAAUGGGUAUAUAA